ACCCACAUUUAAUUUUCUUUAACGAUCUCCUAAAACGCUCCAGUUUUCAACAAAUCCCAUUUGGAGUAGUUCAAAUUCGGAGCUUUGAAAAGCUAACUUUUCUCGGCUUAUCUUUGUACAUUCACUGGGAUUGUUAGUUGUUCGAAAACGGAGCUUUGAAAGGUAAUUUUUUUUGCUUCUCUUCGUACAUUGACUGUUAUUGUUAUAUUUGUUCUUCUCUACAAAGUAAUGAAUAUGGAAAUCCCAUUGUCACGGUACCAAAACAUGCCACUGGAUGAGAUUCAAAUGUGUUGUAGCUUUCCUUGUUCACGGACAGACCCUAGAAGUUUUAAAGAAAAAGCUUUGUUUUGUGGGUAUGGUUUAGUCUACAGAAGAAAAGGUAGAACCCCAUGUAAUCAGAUAAGGUGUUCUUUUUUAGAACAAGGGUUAAAACCACGACCCAUGUUGAAACCUUUGAAAAUCGACGGUGAUGUAAAGAAAGAAACUAAUUUGGAGGAAACCCAUAUCAGAAAUUCUAGUUCAGGACUUUGUGCUCAGAUAGAGAAGUUAGUCUUACACAGAAGGUACCAAGAGGCACUUGAAUUGUUUGAGAUUUUGGAAUGUGAGGGUGAUUAUGAUGUGGGUAGUAGCACAUAUGAUGCGUUGGUGAGUGCUUGUAUUGGGUUGAAAUCAAUCCGAGGGGUUAAGAGAGUUUUCAAUCAUCUGAUAUAUAGUGAAUUUGAGGCAGAUCAGUAUAUGAGGAACAGGAUGUUAUUGAUGCAUGUGAAAUGUGGGAUGAUGAUUGAUGCACAUAAAUUAUUUGAUGAUAUGCCUGAAAGGAAUUUGGUUUCUUGGAAUACAAUCAUUGGGGGGCUCGUAGAAUCUGGAACUACACAGCAGCAUUUCGGUUGUUUCUAGAGAUGUGGAAUGAAUUUUCUGAUGCAGGGCCUCGCACAUUUGCUACAAUGAUUCGAGCGUCUGCUGGUUUGGAAAUUAUUUUUCCCGGAAGACAAUUGCAUUCAUGUGCUUUGAAGAUGGGUGUAGAUAGAGAUAUUUUUGUAUCUUGUGCGCUGAUUGACAUGUAUAGCAAGUGUGGGAGCAUUGAGGAUGCUCAUUGUGUUUUUUAUGAGAUGCCGAAGAAAACUACUGUAGGAUGGAAUUCUAUUAUCGCAGGGUAUGCACUUCAUGGUUAUAGUGAGGAAGCUUUGAGUUUGUACUAUGAAAUGCAAGAUUCUGGCGUCAAAAUGGACCAUUUCACAUUCUCAAUAAUUAUAAGAGUGUGUACGAGGUUAGCUUCACUAGAACAUGCCAAACAAGCUCAUGCAGGGCUUGUUCGUUAUGGUUUUGGGUUAGAUAUAGUAGCUAAUACAGCACUUGUGGACUUCUAUAGCAAAUGGGGAAGGAUUGAAGAUGCACGGAAUGUUUUUGAGCGGAUGCCUAACAAGAAUGUCAUAUCUUGGAAUGCCUUAAUUGCUGGAUACGGUAAUCAUGGUAGGGGAAUUGAGGCGGUUGAGUUAUUUGAGCGAAUGGUUCUUCAAGGAAUGGUACCCAAUCAUGUUACUUUUCUUGCUGUUUUAUCUGCUUGUAGCUAUUCUGGUUUAUCAGAUCAUGGGUGGGACAUAUUUGAAUCAAUGAAUAGGGAUCACAAGGUCAAGCCCCGUGCAAUGCACUAUGCGUGUAUGAUUGAAUUAUUAGGUCGGGAAGGGCUUUUGGAUGAAGCUUUUGCAUUAAUAAGAGAUGCUCCAUUUAGGCCCACAGUGAAUAUGUGGGCUGCCUUGCUUACAGCUUGUAGGAUCAACAAGAAUUUGGUGCUUGGAAAAUUUGCAGCCGAGAAUAUUUAUGGGAUGGAACCAGAAAAGCUUAGUAAUUAUGUUAUGCUUUUGAAUAUAUACAACAGUUCUGGAAAGUUACAGGAAGCUGCUGCCGUCGUCCAAACUUUGAAAAGGAAGGGUUUGAGGAUGUUGCCUGCAUGCACUUGGAUAGAAAUUAAGAAGCAGCAACAUGUGUUCCUCUCUGGAGAUAAGUGCCACAUCCAAACCAAAGAGAUUUAUGAGAAAUUAGACAAACUGAUGCAGGAGAUUUCAAAACGUGGUUAUGUUCCUGAGGGAAAAUCUUUGCUUCCUGAUGUGGAUGCACGGGAAGAGCGAAUGUUAUUGUAUCACAGUGAAAAAUUGGCAAUUUCUUUUGGGCUGAUCAACACUUCCAAUUCAACACCAUUGCAUCUUGUGCAGAAUCACCGGCUUUGCAGUGACUGCCACAAUGCGAUCAAGUUAAUAGCAAUGGUUACAGGUCGAGAAAUUGUUGUAAGAGAUGGCAGUAGAUUCCACCGUUUCAAAAAUGGGAGUUGUUCUUGUGGUGAUUACUGGUGAUGUUAAUUUUAUUUAAUAUAUGACCAGAGAUGGCAGUAGAAAUUGUUUUGCUUUUGUUUUUUUUGAUAUAAUCAAUGGUAUAAUAAAUGACGUAUACGUUGUAAUUGUUGUUUUCA
Messenger RNA from Ilex paraguariensis (yerba mate), 2464 nucleotides. The record is from the annotation of a GenBank genome assembly. NCBI's taxonomy places the organism in Eukaryota, Viridiplantae, Streptophyta, Magnoliopsida, Aquifoliales, Aquifoliaceae.